AUGUCUCGUUCGAGCUCUUUAGCUUGCUUGUUCGUCUUGUUUUCCCUAGCAAUCAUCGAAAUUCAUGCACGAGAACCAAUCCCUUUUCCGCGAUAUAAGUUUGAAUUUCACAUCAUCAAAGGUUACGCGGAUGGUGUUAUAUUAGGAUUAUGCACUUCUCCGAAUCAACAAUUUCGUGCAAACUUUACGCUAACUCAUUUAGAUGAACAAUACCAGCACCACUUCAUGGUGUCGAGGCAUUUUCAUGUGCUUUAUGGUUGCUCGUUCGUUAAGGGUCAUAGUAACGAGAAAAAGUCGUUCUCAGUGUUCGAUCAAUCUGUGGAUACUCAUGUUCGAAGGUGUGGACACACUGGUAUGUGCUUUUGGAAACUCAAACAAGAUGGCAUCUAUUUUGCUAAUGAUAAUGUUAGUUAUACUAAAGAGUUUGCUUGGGAUUCAUAUAUCUAA
Mercurialis annua (annual mercury) is the source of this 447-nucleotide messenger RNA. RefSeq lists its product as uncharacterized. The transcript has a single exon. The record is from RefSeq and is a predicted model, not a curated record. Bases 1 to 447 code for a protein of 148 amino acids. NCBI's taxonomy places the organism in Eukaryota, Viridiplantae, Streptophyta, Magnoliopsida, Malpighiales, Euphorbiaceae.